This is a messenger RNA of Schistosoma mattheei, 1074 nucleotides long. The record is from the annotation of a GenBank genome assembly. Lineage: Eukaryota; Metazoa; Platyhelminthes; Trematoda; Strigeidida; Schistosomatidae.
AUGAAUAUUGAAAAAACGAAUGAAAUAGAAAAAUUAAAUGAAGAACAAUCGAAUUUAAAACAAAUAAAAGAUGGAGAAAUUAAAAAAUUAGAAGAAAUUAUUAUGGAGAAAAAUCAAUUAAUUGACAAUAUGAAUGAACGUCUUUCUACUAAUAAUCAAAUACAUUUGAAUACAUCAGAACAUGAAACAAAUAAUGAAAUACCAUCUAAUAAAAAUGCUGAAUUAACAAGAAAAACGCUUUUGAAACCAAAUGUAAAAAAUCAAUAUUUUUUGAUCAAUGAAAAAUCAAUAAAAUCGGAUGAUUCCCAUAAUAAUAAUAAUAAUAAUAAUAAUAAUAAUAAUAAUAAUAAUAAUAAUAAUAAUAAUAAUAAUAAUAAUAAUAAUAAUAAUGGUAAUAACAGUAAUGAUAAUAAUAACAAUAAUGAUAAUAAUGAGCAAUUAUUUCAUUAUCUUACCAAUGAUAAUUAUAUUAAAAAUUUAAUUCAAAAAUGUUCAUUAUCAUCAUAUUCAAUGAAAAUUAUCAAUAAAUGUAUAAAACAAUAUCAAACUAUAUUAAUACAAUAUUAUAAUGAAAUAAUAAAUUUAAAAAAUAAUAUAAAAUUAAUAUUAGAUUAUCAUAAAGAUGAUUUUAAAUUAAUGAUGAAUAUUAUUGAUGAAUUAAAACGACAACAACCACAGCAACCACAACCAUCACCACCACAACAACAACUACCACCACCAGAGCAACAAUCAAAGCAACAACAACAACAAUAAAGAAAAGAAAAGAUAUAAAGAAAUACACAUUUAAAAGAAAAAAAAAGUAGUACUUUUAUUGAUUUAUUAAUGGGUUUAUUCAAUGUGAUCGUUUUUUUUAAAAAUAUUUUUGUUGGUAUAAGAUAGAAUUCUCAGUACAUGGUUGUUAUAUCUUUUGGGCUGUGUACCCUGUUAAUUGUAUAAUGUGAUGAUACUGCUAACUACAGAGCAGUGACUUAUCGAUUGAACCAGUGACGCGUAAAAAACACGUGUGAGAAGUCUAGAGUACUUAUCGGUCCUGCUUCCUGCCUAGGCCAACCAGUUAAGUCCAGAACACCAAUC